Messenger RNA from Rhagoletis pomonella (apple maggot), 1049 nucleotides. RefSeq lists its product as uncharacterized. The record is from RefSeq and is a predicted model, not a curated record. NCBI's taxonomy places the organism in Eukaryota, Metazoa, Arthropoda, Insecta, Diptera, Tephritidae. The coding region runs from base 251 to 1000 and encodes 249 amino acids. Gene Ontology annotation, cellular component: nucleus. The transcript has 3 exons.
UUAUGAAUUCAUACGAUACACGAUAAACGCUUGCAUUCUGUUAUCCCGUAUUACGAAUUUAAGUCUAUCGUAUGAAAUCCGAUAGUUAGCGUUUAUCGUAUAUCGUAAAAAUAUGAUAUUGCCAAACGAUAACUAUCGUCUCAGCCGUUCGAUUCCAGACGCUUGCAAGCGGUUCGCCAUUUUUAAACGAUAGAUUGCUGUGCUAGUAUACCAAAUUAAAAUUUGAUAAUUAUUUUGAGAAAUUGGAAUAAUGCCGAGAGUUGUGAGUACAAAGCAUCAACUAGAGCGUCUUGCUUCGCUAAUGGAGGAGAAUACCGACCUCGCAAGAGGAAUAUGUCAUAAAGCUGUCGCGAAACCACGUUGGGAAAAAAUUACUCAGGAGCUGAACUCAUUAGGACCACCAACACGAUCAUCAGAUGCAUGGCAACGAGUUUGGAACGAUUUAAAAUAUAAAACUAAGAAAAAGAGCGCUCACAACCACGCAGAGAAUUUAGCAACUGGAGGUGGGCCAAAUAACACAGUUCCACUCUCAAAUCUGGAAGAGACGGUGAACAGGCUAAUGAGCUACACCACUUACAACAAUCCGCCAGGCGAAGAAUUUGGAAUAGAAAAUAAUGACGAUAAUGAGUCCGUUACGGAAGUGGAAAUAUAUUCAGACCACGAUAUCCCAGGGCCUUCGCGAAAUGUGAUACCUUCGCGAGAGCAUGGCCGAAAUAGCAGCUUUAACCCUAAAAGGAGAGAAGAAAAACAAAUUGCACUCCUUGAGCGGCAGACGGAUCAGCAGGCUGAAUUUCAAAAGGAGACUUUGGCCACACUAAAAGAGAUGAAACAAAGCCUUUCAAAUAUUGAAGUAUAUACAAAAAAAACUUACUAUAUAAAAAAAGAUAAAUUCGCUAUUUAUAAGCAGGAAAUGGAAAGUAAGAGAAGAGAUAGGAAAGCGAAGUUAGAACUCAAGAAAAAACUUCUUGAGAUCAAGCAGAAUAUGUACAAAAAUUGUUAGUUUUAAGUAUGUAAAUAUGUAAAUUUAUAAAGUGUAGUGUAGUGGACUG